AUGCGAUAAUGCGAUAUACAUUUCAAGAGAUCUGUCAUGAACCUGUUGCUAUCGUUUGUUUGAUUUGAUAUUUUUAAGUUUUUAGAUGAUUUUCAGUAAUAAUUAAUAUUAAACAGUAACACGCUACAAAAUCGCAUAUGAUAUAUCAAUAUAUUUCCUCCACAUUCCUAAUAUCCAUAAAAUUGUGAAUGCAACAAGUGCUCACAUUUAUACAGUUGUGGGCUACUUUCGAUUUAGAUAAAUUAAUUAUAAAACACUACGGAUAUAUUGUACUAGAUGAUGGACAAAUUGCGUCGAGCUUUGAGCGGCAAUGAACAGACCGAUGAGGAAAGUGGAAUAAUCACACAAGUAAUAAAUAAUUAUAUGUUUAUUUUUUCAAAAAUACGACUGUACUACAUUAAAACUUUUGUUUCACAGAUAUCUGAUGCAUCUACAUUAAGUUGGUCUACCCGAUUAAAGGGAUUCAUAUUUUGUUUUGUUAUUGGAGUUCUGCUUUCCUUUUUAGGCUCGUUUGCUCUAUUUUUGUCAAAAGAUUUAACUGUUUUUGCAGUAUUUUACACUAUUGGAAAUAUUGUGUCUCUUACUAGUACAUGUUUUCUAAUGGGACCAGUCAAUCAAAUUAAGAAAAUGUUUGCACCCACAAGAAUUGUGGCAACUGUCAUUGUUGCUGUAUCAUUUGCUAUAACUUUGUUUGCUGCAAUUGGGUUGAAGAAUCCGGGUUUGGCACUGCUUUUCAUCAUAAUACAGUCAUUAGCGAUGACAUGGUAUUCUUUAUCAUAUAUACCCUAUGCUAGGGAUGCUGUUAAGAAAACUGUCUCUAGUUGUAUAACAUAGUCUGCUUAGCAGUACGCUUCAAAAUUAUAUGUAAAUGUAAAUUUUAGAUUAGUUUAAUUUAAAUUUUAAAAUUUAAAGUUAUUUUAAUAUAUAAAUGUAUAGUAUUCCAAAUGAUUUCUGACUAUUAUUAAACUAUUGAUAUUGUGGAGAUAUUCAU
Molecule: messenger RNA, 991 nt
Organism: Ctenocephalides felis (cat flea)
Lineage: Eukaryota; Metazoa; Arthropoda; Insecta; Siphonaptera; Pulicidae
Product: vesicle transport protein SFT2A
Exons: 3
Coding region: 277-834 (185 amino acids)
Biological process (GO): vesicle-mediated transport
Cellular component (GO): membrane
Source: RefSeq, a predicted model, not a curated record